This is a messenger RNA of Cyprinus carpio (common carp), 4434 nucleotides long. RefSeq names its product hormonally up-regulated neu tumor-associated kinase-like. Gene Ontology annotation, biological process: protein phosphorylation; intracellular signal transduction. Gene Ontology annotation, molecular function: ATP binding; protein serine/threonine kinase activity. The record is from RefSeq and is a predicted model, not a curated record. Gene Ontology annotation, cellular component: cytoplasm. NCBI's taxonomy places the organism in Eukaryota, Metazoa, Chordata, Actinopteri, Cypriniformes, Cyprinidae.
AUGAACUAACCAGACUGACAGAAGAACCUUCCGUUGGACAUAAAAGAGACAGUCUAGAUGAAAAAGACAGAUAAAGCGAGGUAGAUCUGAGGCUAGAGACAAGUAACAGACAGAUACCUGGUCCCAACACAUGGCACGUGAUUGUGGAUCAGCAUCUGGACUAAAGAAAAACACAUGAGAGGAGAGAAGAAUGGAUAUUCUCCUUCUUGACAGGACAGACAAACACCAACAGCAAAAGAAGAACCAAUGAGACCAGCCUCCAUCACACAUGCCCUUCUUCUCCUGCCAACCUGUCUUCCUCCAUCCUCUACCUGUCCACUCAGUGUCAUCCUGAGGAUCUGCUAGCAAUCGGGCAUUACUGGCAUCAUGCCAGCUGCGUUGAAGUCAUCUCUGGAUGGGAGCAUGACAGAUUCUGGUGAGCUGGAGCAGGCGGCUACCCCCUGCUUUGGAAAAGUGCCCCGUGACCUGCUCCAAAACUUUCCUCACACUAAGCGUGUGGGCAGCUACCUGGUGGGCAAAAUGAUCAACAAGGGCUCAUUCGCCAAGGUUAUGCUAGGCAUGCACAUCAGUACAGGAGAGAAGGUGGCGAUCAAGGUGAUAGAUAAGAAAAAGGCUCGUCAGGAUUCAUACAUUUUAAAAAACAUGAAGCGCGAACCCCGGAUUCACCAGCUGAUACGCCACCCGAACAUUGUCUUGCUGCUGGAGACGCUGGAGACAGAGAACUGCUACUACAUGGCCAUGGAGCUAUGUGGAGGAGGAGACCUUAUGGAUCGAAUCUGUGAACGCAAACGGUUGGAGGAGAGAGAGGUUCGCAGAUACACCCGUCAGAUACUGUCUGCAGUGGAACACCUGCAUCGACACGGGAUAGUUCACAGGGACUUGAAGAUUGAGAACUUACUACUGGAUGAGCUUAACAACAUAAAGAUAGUAGACUUUGGACUGAGUAACACUCUGAAGGCAGAUUCUCUCUCUCUGGAGCUGCUGAACACUCAGUGUGGCAGUCCUGCUUACGCGGCUCCUGAACUGCUGGCUCACAAGAAGUACGGCCCUAAAGUGGAUGUGUGGUCUGUGGGUGUGAGUAUGUUUGCCAUGUUGACUGGCACUCUGCCAUUUACGGUGGAGCCCUUCAAUAUCAAGCAGCUUCAUCAGAAAAUGGUGAAUGGAGAAAUCAGUCCAAUACCAUCGGACAUCAGCAAUGCGGCUGUACAGUUUGUCUUGUCUCUGCUGGAGCCAGAACCAGCAAAAAGGCCAACAGUAAAAACAGCAAUGGAGGAUAAAUGGUUGAAUGAGGGAUAUGCCAAGAGACCCCUCCAUACCGUCACUCAUAAAAACAGGCUGCUUCCUGAGGAUCUGAAUUCUGCUGUGUUAAACUACAUGACUGAAUCUCUAGGUUACGGUCUGUCUGAUAUCAUCCACACGGUCAUCAGUAACAAGCCGUCAACCACUUUGGCUUGCUACCAUCUCCUGCAGAAAAAACUCACCAGGCAUCAGAAAGUAGUGAGGAGCAUGAAGAGAGAAGAAAACAGUGAAUGGAAUCUUCUGUAUAAGGGCUUGUCGAGAGGGAGAAGCAAUGCAAGUGCAAAGAGUCAGCAGCAGUCUCCUCAGAGUGACACAGCCAAUGAGAGGAGCUCAAGGCAGGCCAGUAAGACCCAGCAGAGCCAAUCACAGGACAGAGACACCCAGACUCGCACAAAAAGGACAGCAGAGACCAUUAGACCAAAGCAGCCAAGCCUAGUGGACAGAGCAGAUUCCCCCUCCUCUCUGCCCGUGGAUACAGCUAAUGAGAUCGCCAUACUGGUCGAGACACAUGAUGGGCUGAUUCCUAAGGUCUUAACUUUUGGUGAGAAGGAGAUGCUUUGUGUCUCACCGCCUAAGUGUUCCUGCAGAGAGGGGAGUGGCACCAAACUCUGUGACUCCGCCCCGUGUGAUGCCACUGUUACCAUAGAAACCUCUAGAGACUCCCAGACAAUGAAAACAUCAAGCAAACCACAUGAUCUGAGACCGGCUUACUCUGAGAAAUAUCAAGUGCUAGAAUACAAACAUCAGCCUGAUGACAAGUUAGAAAAGUUGCAGACAUUCUACUCUGAGAAAGGGGCUGCGCCCAGAACGGGACAGUGCUUUAAGGAUCUAUUACUGGCCAUUGAGGAGAAAACCUACAAUGCUCGCCACCUCAGUGCCAUGGAAACCACAACACAAACCUCCCCUUUACCUCGACUACGUCACACUGGAAUGCUGAAGGAAGCCACACCUAGAAAAGUCUCUUGGGUGUGUCUUAGGCACCACACAACACCUGGCACUGGCUCCUCGCCUUUCUUAGUAAAUGGGUCCAAACCGCCAUUGUUUCCAUCUCAGAGACAACAAGCUCUCGUCAUUAAAAACCUGAGACAUGCAAAGGAGAAGAGGAACACAGGAACGGGAGGGGGAGGGGGGAUUGGUAUCCCCAGUAAUACCGUAAAAAAAAACUCAGUUCAUUUGCGAACAGCUAUACAGCGCAGAGUCACAGACCUCAACUUACCAAUGCUUCCGUCUGCUUUACAAAACAAAUCUGACAAAAAGACAGAAAUACUCAGAAUGGAUUUCGGGUGACAUUUGAGGAUUUGAGGCCUUCUUAAAGGGAAUAUGCUGGAUACAAUACAAGUCAUGCACAGUCAACAGCUUUUAUGGCAUAAUGUUGAUUACAACAAAACAAAUCAUUUUGAUUCAUCCCUUGUUUAAGGCAAGACACUACAGGCAAAACCACUGUUUUUUCAUGCACAUAUAUUCUGAAGGUUUUUACAGAGGAGUUUGUUCAUAUAACAUCCGCCUGGAUUAUAUACAUUUUUAUUCCUUAAAACAUGGUAAAGAUAUAUAUUUUUUUCUGGCCUUCGACAAUAUUUUGUGUUUUAUAGAGUCAUAAAAAUAGAGAUAUCCAAAACCCCCUCUGUAAAAAACCUUUAACUCUAAUAUAUCAAUAAAGUGGAAUUUUAAACUUGACUUUACCUUAUGUACAGAUUUGACAAGUGUAUGCAGAUUUGGGCAUAUUUGAUUAGACAAUGCUUCAUUUGCAUAUUUUUAAAACAUAACAUUUCAGAAAACUUGCAAUACAAAACAGUUGUCUUAAUGUACUGUGAUUAAUCAACUUUUAGAGAGUCAGAUUUGUAAGACUAAGGUCAGGGGUUUGAUUUCUUAGUACCAGCAAGAAUUAUAGGUGGGGGAGUGAAUGGAGAGCACUCUCUUCCUCCCGCAAUACCCACAACUGAGGUGCCCUUGAGCAACCCCCAUUUGCUCCUCAGGUGCCACGGCAAAAUGUCUGUGAUCGUGGUGUGUGUGUGCUCACUUGGAUGGGUUAAAUGCAGAGCACAAAUUCUGAGUAUGGUUUACCAUACUUGGCAGUCACAUCACUCACUUUCACUUUCAGUCUUCGCCUUAUUCACCUUUAGUGCUUUACCUUGAAUUCACUUCCACUGUAAGUGCCUCACUUUCAUUUUUUUUUUCUUUUUUUGUAAGUUAAUCAACAUUAUGCCAGUUGCUGACAAUAAGCUAUCUGCUUCAGGAAGAAGAAUGAGAUAUGUCAUCUUAUUAAAAUCAACAUAUCAUCUUACCAUUACCUCCCCUCUUGCCCCCCAUCUUCCCUUUUUCUACCAUAAUCCCCUGGUCCCAGGACAAUUUGACUACUCUUGAGUUUCUUAAUUGUCUGGUUGGGAUUUGACUGAUGACCAUUGCAGGUUUUAAGCUGCUAUCAUGUUUCUCACUUUAUGAAUGAAUGAAUCUGAAUAGCAUCACUCACUAUACCAGUCAGUGCCAAAGGAUGAGGAUCCAGCUUAUGAGGAAAACGGCUAAUAUAAUUGAACUAUAUUGGCUUUUUGUUUGAAGCUUACAAUAAAAUAAACUAUUGUUCAAGAAUGAGGAAAUGUAGUUUUGGUACAAACUUUUUUUUUUCUUUCUUUUUUUUAACAACUUAUCUUAAAAAUAAAUUUACAUGAUGCUCAAUACUGGACUGCUCUCAUAAUUGUAGACAUCUAAUUAGGCUGUUUUGUAGCGUGUAUGUUAAAUGAGCAACUGUGUUGUGGCUGCUCCCCAAUGGCCAAAAGGGUUUUGAAUAAUAGACAUGUAAAGGAAUCUUUCCCUCUUUUCAAAUGGUGAGGAGCUCAUGAAUUAUGAACACUUUGUUUUGGUACACGAUAUGGUGCUGAGGGGACUUGGACUUUGUGUGUGCGUGUAUAUAUAUGUGUGCUGGAGAGAGAUUGAUCCAAAGUGAGUGUGGCACAUCUGCACCUCAACUCGUUUUGCAACCACAUAGCUUCCGAAGAGCAAAGUCAGACACUUAAAUAUCCUCAGAUUAUAUAAUCCAUCUUUUUUUCAACAGUUAGUAUGAAUUUUAUUGCAUUAGGUAUAACAACAUAACAGAACCAAGUGGCAUCUGCAAACAAUUGUGGUUCUAUUCUCCCAAUUGAC